AUGCCUCUCAUUCGGGGUCUACCGCAAUACAGACGGGCAGUCGGGUUUCUGGCACUUCCUGCUCUAUUGUUUUAUAUGCUUGCGGCAAUUGCAGCUCUUCCAGGGGUACCGGGAAUAUUCAUAGAGAAUAUCCAAACGGAUCUAGGGACCGGCAGUGUCGAAGUCAGAGUUGGAUACUUUGGUACAUGUCUUCGAAGGACUGGCUCCGACACUGAUAUAAAAUUACAUUGCACCACUACUUCCAAGGGAUUUAGUGAUUUGCUUAUCGAAAGUUCCAACAGCACAUCAAAUGCCACCGAGAAAAUCCUCGUUUUCGCAUCAGGGAUGCAACGUGAUGUCUUUGUUGGUUCUCCUUCAUUCUUCCCUGGAGCUGGGCUCCUAUUCCUAAUCAGCGUUUUGCUUCUCAUACCCCUCGAGAUAAUCACUCGAGCACCUGCAAGACUCAGACCUAAAACCGUUCUGUUCCUAAAUCAUGCCAUCAUAAUGCUUUUCUGGUUCACUGCAGCAUGGUCAUUCGCAGGCGCAUUGUCAAUCGUGGAAGUUGUAAGAUCACAGCAAGAACUGUUGACUUUGGAUGGGAGUAAUAAUGUCACUGUGAAGGUUGGUGUGGCAGUACAAUUUCUGCAAUGGACUGCUUUUAUUUUCACCUUUGUCUUUGCGAGCGGAGUUACGACUUUGAAAAUGACGCAUGAGCCAAGACUCCUUAAUCCGGAAGAGAUGGCGGCGAAGGCUGGUCCGUUGGGUGGUCAGGUGCAGUGGCGUGAAUCUGUUUGA
Molecule: messenger RNA, 774 nt
Organism: Botrytis porri
Lineage: Eukaryota; Fungi; Ascomycota; Leotiomycetes; Helotiales; Sclerotiniaceae
Exons: 4
Coding region: 1-774 (257 amino acids)
Cellular component (GO): membrane
Source: RefSeq, a predicted model, not a curated record